AUGGCGGGCAAAAACUCACUGUCCACGAGCAAAGGCAAACGAGAAAUCGUGGCUGAUAUCAAAGUUAUUUUACUAGAUCAUUCUUAUUCCAAAUCGUGGAUACCUCAUCCUGGAUAUAAUUCGAAUCGACCGGCUAAAUCCAUUUUUGUGCCCAAGUUUUAUUCUCAUGAUUCGAGAAGUUCCUCGGACGAUGUCACCAUCGAUGGCAGGGUAGAAAUGAAUAGGCAUUUAAGCUCCAGUUACUACGAUGUUGCCAAAGCGCGAAAUGUCAUGUCAGAGUGUGAGAAACAUAUUGGCCUCGUAGUGGCUAAACGAGCAAAACCACUUUAUGACGAUAUUGACGAUAUUCCUAGAACGGGAUGGACAUUUCGACAAAAUCAGUUAUUCGAUAAAGUCAGUCGGUCAAUCAACUCAUGUCGGUUGGCAAAAUUAGCUUGCGAAACGACUGCCAACGAACCUAUACUACGGAGGAAUUGUAUUGACAAAGCAGCGAGGAAUGUGCGACAAAUAUUUGCUCUUAUACGAUGGGAUCCUAAGCUAUUGUUAUGGCUGCAUACGCUAUUGAUGGACAAUCUCUCUACUACUUACUUAUCUGAUUACCUAGAUAUUUUACAGACACUGCGGGCUAAGUGCCCUUCAAUGGUUGACAAAUUAAUUGGUAUGUAUGCGUCCGAUUGUCAGAAUCCGACUGGAAGCGAAGCUUUACAGUUGUUGUUAAACCGUAAAUGGGAUCCUUUGGUUGGCACUGUCAAUCAACACAAAUCUUUCUUAUCGGAAUUAAACACCCCCCUCCUUUUGCUUGUUCCCAACGGCCCUACGCAACCAUCAAACUCUACUUCUCGAAGGCUGCGCGCCUGGCAAAGCCAUUUAUCGACGUGCGGUAAAGUCGUUCCAAUUACCAUGCAUUCUACUAAGAAUGUAAACGUAUCUCAAUGUCUGGACCAUAUGAUUGGAGCGGUUAGAACCAAAAUAUUGGAGUUAAAGUGUCACUUUCCAAAACGUCCUAUUGUCUUAGCUGGCUGGUGUGCCGGAGCAGCUGUUGCUUGCAGGGUUGCUAUAAUAGAAUCUAUCGAGGGUGUCAUUUGUUUAGGUUUUCCAACAGUAGGGCUAGAUGGCAUGAGAGGGGAUAUCGAAGAUCCAGUUCUAGCUCUUACAACACCAACCUUAUUUGUAGUUGGUACAGAAUCACGAGCAUCUUCACCAGACGAUAUAGAGGAAUUGAGGCAAAAUAUGAGUGCAAAUACUAGUUUAUUCAUCGUUGGUGGUGCUGAUGAACAGCUUCGACUUAGUCAUCAGGUUAAAAGGCGAGAAUGUGUCACGCAGACGAUUGCAGAUAAAAUGAUUCAAAAUGAAAUCGCUGAAUUCCUCAGUCGAACCUUGACUCGACGUGGCAUAAAUGAUGAAAACUAUUCAAAUCCUGUUACAAAACCUAACAAUCAAAGAAAGCGGAAAAGGCCAAGUCCCAACUUGUCCAAGGACUCUAUAAAAUCCACUCCGCCAAAGACUGGUUGGUAUUGA
Trichoplax adhaerens is the source of this 1518-nucleotide messenger RNA. RefSeq lists its product as uncharacterized. The transcript is spliced from 12 exons. Lineage: Eukaryota; Metazoa; Placozoa; Uniplacotomia; Trichoplacea; Trichoplacidae. Bases 1 to 1518 code for a protein of 505 amino acids. The record is from RefSeq and is a predicted model, not a curated record. Gene Ontology annotation, cellular component: NSL complex. Gene Ontology annotation, biological process: positive regulation of transcription by RNA polymerase II.